Messenger RNA from Penicillium coprophilum, 1623 nucleotides. RefSeq lists its product as uncharacterized. The record is from RefSeq and is a predicted model, not a curated record. The coding region runs from base 1 to 1623 and encodes 540 amino acids. Lineage: Eukaryota; Fungi; Ascomycota; Eurotiomycetes; Eurotiales; Aspergillaceae. The transcript is spliced from 2 exons.
AUGAAUGACGAUUGCGAUGCUAUAUCUAAUCGCGGGGUGCUCCAUGCGGAGGCCAGUGCGAACACCCACUCUAUGAACAACGCGACGUCCCCUGUGCCGCAUAAACCAAUGUCUCCGGUCGAUACCCAAAUCACACAACUGCCGCAACCAUUGUCACUACAAAUAGAUGGCUCGAACGCUGUUACCGUUGCUCGCGGCGACGGUAACCCAAACCCAGCCUAUAUCGAAUCAUCGGAGCGCGGCAGCGAUACGUCGGGCGAUGGCCGACGACUAGACCUUUCCGCUGGCACCAUCACAGACUCUCUUUCCAGCCUUCCAUCAUCCUCGACUAAUGGUCAUAGCCAGUCUACAGAGUUCGGAAACUCUCAUACAUUGAAUGGACAUACAUCGAGACCGUGGGUGGAUCGGGAGUUAUUGGAAUCCCAACCCGUCUCGCACAUGCAGCCGGUCAAUGGAGGCGCCUCAAUAGAUCGAUGGCAACCAUCAUUGUCGCCAAUCAAAGCCGGCAAUGUUGCAAUAUCACCGCCGCCAUCGCCAAAACAUUCGCGCACAAGGUCGAACUUCGAUGCUCGCUUAGCCCCAGGCCAGAAACGGACAGCAGCUGGCGACUUCAAAUCCCCUUUAAAUCCACCCACGCCUCAUAGUGCUGACUCGGAUGGCCCUGCACGACGGCGUUCAAAGAGUACGGGCUCAUCAGCUUAUGGGAGUAGGAUUGCACAGUUGUCGGUCCAUAUCCGUACACGUCUGUCAUAUGCGGCCGCGAAAGUAGAACAGGCUCGACAGUCGCGUGAAGCUACCCCACAAAUCGCACUGCGAACACACAACAGCGCGCCACUGAGCCCGUCGGCACCAAGUGACGGCGCAUCAUUACCGGCUGGAAACUCUGGGCGCUUUUCACCGGACUCCCAAACAUCCUCCAACGGGAACUCCCAUCAAUUCCCGGGCCAUAAUCGCUCGCGAUCAGCACUCUCAUCUAAUCAAUUUCUUUCAAUCCCAAAGCUAGCACCGCCUGUGGAUAUCAUCUCUUCAAAUGGUCAUAACCAGCGCCGUCGACCGAAUCCUAAUGCAGUCACAAAACCCUCAGACCACACCCCUAUUUCCCGUCAUCGACGCCACCAUUCUUACCAAGAGAACGCACUCAUCCGACCACUCAAUGGCCAAGCACUUCUAGGACCAGAGAAGCCCUCGCUCUCAUCAUCUUACGCAAGCGCACCAACAUCCACGCCGAAUGGCUUCUACAGGCCCCGCACUCACUCCGAAAACACACUCAUGGAACAAGAUGCCAUUGAAACCCUGAUGUUCAUGUCCAGCCCUGAGAACUCGGGGUAUCGAUUUAGCCCUCGACCGCUGCAAGCAGCGAGCACACAAAACAGCCUGAACGUGUCGAUCAACGCUUCUAGCAAUGAAACUCACCACAGUGAAACCCAGGGCUCCCAAACUUCCGAGUCUCACAAUGGUCGUGGGCCCGAGAGAAAACCAGAGCUGGAAGCUCAUGCCGGUGAUGAUAUUGAUCGCCUUUUGGAUCAAAUGGAUAGUGACAGCGAGGAUGAGGGUCGCUAUGCAUCAUAUCGUCUCGGGAUCAAUGGCGCACAUCCAUUUAGAGAGCAUCAACGUCCGAGGUAA